AUGUCAUCCACGCAGAUAUCUACUUCAUCUAUUACGGUGCCAGAGGAUCAUACAUUGCAUCGAGAAAAUUCUGCGUUCAUCUUACUGCCUUCCGAAAAUGGAGCAUUCCUUAACCCAGUGCAGGAGUUCAACCGUGAUCUUAGCGUGGCAUGCAUAAGGGUAUGGAGUGAGAGGAACAACAGAGAGCAGGAGCGGUUGUGGGAUCUUCGUAGAGAUCGGCAGGAGGCGAAAGUGGGGGCGAGGGAUGCCAAGAGGCGGAAGGCAGGUAAGAAUAACGGAAUAUAUCAUAAAACCCACAAGAUAACCAUCCUUGAACCUCUGAGUGCCACUGGUCUUCGUUCAAUUCGAUAUGCAAAUGAGAUUCCUCUUGUGAAUUAUGUAAUCGCAAACGACCUAUCUCCGGAAGCGACAGCAGUAAUGAGGCGCAAUGUGGACAUCAACGGGCUGGGAAAAGUGAGGGUGCACGAAGGGGAUGCCUGUACAUUAAUGUAUAAUCACCGGGAAGAACGACAGCGGGUCGAUGUCAUCGAUCUUGAUCCAUAUGGCACUGCAGCUCCUUUCAUGGAUGCCGCUGUGCAAGCCGUAGCCGAUGGAGGCCUCCUAUGUGUGACGUGCACAGAUUUAGCAGUACUAGCGGGGCAGAACUAUCCGGAAAAAUGCUUCUCCAACUAUGGAGGGAUUCCAGUGAAGUCGGAAUACACUCAUGAGGCGGCUUUACGACUUGUCAUCAAUUCCGUCGCCAAUGCGGCGGCUCGAUAUGGACGAAGUAUCACCCCACUACUGUCACUUUCCAUUGACUUUUACGUGCGACUGUUCUUCAAAAUCAGAAGUUCACCUUCGGAUGUGAAACGUCUUGCUUCGAAAACUGCCAUCUACUUUGUUUGCACCUCAUGCCAGGCCUUUCACGAGCAGCCCUUGGGGAAAGCCGUCGAAAAGAUCUCAGAAAGCUCAGGACAGAUUAAUAUAAUGUAUAAAACUACCAUUGGACCGACAGUCGGAACAGAGUGUGGUGAAUGUGGUUCUAAGAUGCACGUGGCGGGUCCUAUGUGGUCGGGGCCACUGCACGAUAAUGACUUCGUGGAAGAGGUACUCAGGCUCGUGAAGGAAAACCCCAAUGCUUUUGGGACGAGUUCUCGCAUGCAAGGAAUGCUAACGGUGGCAAGCGAAGAACUUGAAUCCUCAUUCUACUUUACGCCAUCCAAGAUGGCAGGAAACUUCCAUUGCUCCAGUCCAUCCAUGCAAGAUGCAGGUUCCGCACUACUGAACGCUGGGCACAAGAUAUCUCGUUCUCACGCAUUACCUGGCUCUAUCAAGACAAAUGCCAGUCGGAAAGAAAUCCAUGAUGUCAUUCGAAGUUGGAUCAAGCUGCACCCAGUCAAGAUGAGCAACAUCAAAGAGGGCAGUCCUGCCUUUGCCCUCUUGAGCAAGGAACCAACUUCGAUCGCGGAUUUUACCAGGCAUCCUGGUGCUGUCGACUCAUCUUCAGUCAAACUCGUUCGGUAUCAGCAAAACCCUACUCCAAAUUGGGGCCCUGGCUCCCGGGCUGGAGGGAAAGCCAGCAAACGCAAACGC
Messenger RNA from Cantharellus anzutake, 1572 nucleotides. Its product is annotated as N2 N2-dimethylguanosine tRNA methyltransferase. The record is from RefSeq and is a predicted model, not a curated record. Gene Ontology annotation, biological process: tRNA N2-guanine methylation. Gene Ontology annotation, cellular component: nucleus. Gene Ontology annotation, molecular function: RNA binding. The transcript has 14 exons. The annotation marks the transcript as partial. NCBI's taxonomy places the organism in Eukaryota, Fungi, Basidiomycota, Agaricomycetes, Cantharellales, Hydnaceae.